AUGACAAACAAGCGGUGUGAAGUCCUCCUGGGUAGUGGAAACUACUUCCACUGGGAGUAUAACAUGCGCAUGACGUUGGCGCGCAAGGGGCUGCUGGUGCACGUUCAAUUCAUCAAGAAAGAAGAAGAGAUGACGGAUGCCUGGCUGUUCAACGACGCUAAGGCACUGGGUAUCAUCGCUCAAGGCAUAGAGCUACAGCACCAGACCAAGAUACGAUCGGCGACGACAGCUAUGCACGCGUGGGUCAUCUUGCGGGACUUCUACAACCGCACCACGCUCCACAAUCGUGUCGAGAUGACACGUCGUCUGCAUGAGUUCAAGAUGGAGAAUGGUUCGACCAUGUCGAAGCACUUGGAUGCUUUUGACGAGCUUGUUGUCGGCCUCCAGACACUUGGAGAGCCAGUCGAUGACUCUCGGCAGCUAGUGGUGCUGCUUAGUAGUCUUCCGACGGACUAUGAGCUCAUCUCCUCAAUUGUGGAGAAUUCCAAGGACAUUACGCUCAUCGAGGUCAAGGAAAAUCUGCUCAAGGAGCAUGAAAGAUUGCAGAGGAAGGAGACUACGGAGAAGGCGUUUCCUGUAAGAAGCAACGGUAGACGGUUCAAGGGAGGCCAAGGUAACGGCCGCAAGGGAAACUAUCUACGGAAAACCAACACCGGAAUUAAAGGCAAGUGCUUUAAGUGUGGUCAAGUCGGAAACUAUAAGCGGGACUGCCUGAAGCGUAGCAAUGGCGAGGAAGAAGGUGCUGUGUUUGCUGCUGGUGAGUUGCAAUGCGAAGAAUGGCUUAUCGACAGCGGGGCUACGUCGCACAUGACACCACAUCGGAGCGAUCUAUUUGAGUACAAGGAGUUGAAGACUGGUCAACAAGUCUCUAUCGCUGAUGGCAAGAAGCUGCAGGUAGCUGGAGUGGGAACAGUCAAGCUGAAAGGUCUAGACGGUUGA
This is a messenger RNA of Peronospora matthiolae, 939 nucleotides long. NCBI's taxonomy places the organism in Eukaryota, Oomycota, Peronosporomycetes, Peronosporales, Peronosporaceae. The record is from the annotation of a GenBank genome assembly.